Molecule: messenger RNA, 1324 nt
Organism: Drosophila eugracilis
Lineage: Eukaryota; Metazoa; Arthropoda; Insecta; Diptera; Drosophilidae
Product: growth hormone-inducible transmembrane protein
Exons: 6
Coding region: 213-1226 (337 amino acids)
Cellular component (GO): mitochondrial inner membrane
Source: RefSeq, a predicted model, not a curated record
GAAUACCGAUAGUCUCAGGUAUCGAUGAUUACAAAAAACAGCAAAAUAGUAAAAUAUUGCUACGAAACAACAAAAUAUUAAAGCGCUGUUAACAAUCACAGUUAUUCGGUAAAAACACAAACGUUAUAUAUAGGAACCCGAACUUCGAUCCAGAUAACACUCAUCCGAAGGGAAUCUAUUGGAAUCCAUCUUAAUUUCACCACAACAACACAAUGUUGCUGCGUCUAGCACUUUCUGCAGCCCGUCCAGCCGGGAGUCUCAAAAUCCUGUCCCAGUCUCCGGGACAGUUUCUCCGGGGCAAUCCCAAUAUCACCGCAGUGCGCAGCUAUGCCCGUGGACCUGUUCGCACCCGUGCUCCCGUGGAGCAAGCGAGGGCUCCUUCUCUCAAAGAGAAACUGAUGGGUCCACCAAGUGCCAAUGCCUACUCUAUGGGCAAGGGCGCUGCCGCCGGAGCAGCUGCCGUAGGAUUGGGCGCCCUUUGCUACUAUGGCGUGGGAUUGGGCAAGCACACCAGCAUCGCCGACAACGCCAUCAUGUGGCCCCAGUAUGUAAAGGACCGAAUCCAUAGCACCUAUGCCUUUUUCGGUGGCUCUUGUGUCCUGACCGCAGCCGCCGCAGCAGCCACCUUCCGUUCGCACCGCCUUCUGGAGCUGGCCUCUCGUGGUGGCAUCUUGGCGACCAUCGCUUCGCUGGCCCUGGUCAUCGGUAGCGGGGCGGUGGCCCGCUCGAUUGAAUACCAGCCGGGUCUGGGAGCCAAGCAUCUGGCUUGGGCCGUGCACUGUGCUAUUCUUGGUGCCGUAAUCGCACCCAUCUGCUUCAUGGGCGGACCGAUUCUAACGCGAGCUGCCCUUUACACGGGCGGCAUUGUUGGUGGCUUGUCCACCAUCGCCGUGUGUGCACCCAGCGAUAAGUUCCUCUACAUGGGUGGCCCUCUAGCCAUCGGUCUGGGAGUGGUAUUUGCCUCCUCGCUGGCCUCCAUGUGGCUACCGCCUACUACGGCGUUGGGCGCUGGUUUGGCUUCCAUGUCAUUGUACGGCGGCCUUGUCCUGUUCAGCGGCUUCCUGCUCUACGACACCCAGCGAAUGGUGCGUCGCGCUGAGAUCCAUCCCCAGUACAGCUACACUCCCUUCGAUCCCAUCAACGCCUCAAUGUCGAUCUACAUGGAUGUGCUGAACAUAUUCAUCCGCAUCGUGACCAUUCUGAGCGGUGGUCAGCGCAGGAAGUGAGCCCCGAACAAGGACAUGUGAUGCAAGGAUUAUACUCCUGAUAUAUAUUUAUACUGUUGUUAAAAUAAACCGAUCGACUUAAUAAGCAAAAUGUAAAA